Colletotrichum scovillei is the source of this 2070-nucleotide messenger RNA. RefSeq names its product serine hydroxymethyltransferase. NCBI's taxonomy places the organism in Eukaryota, Fungi, Ascomycota, Sordariomycetes, Glomerellales, Glomerellaceae. Bases 197 to 1645 code for a protein of 482 amino acids. Gene Ontology annotation, molecular function: zinc ion binding; cobalt ion binding; glycine hydroxymethyltransferase activity. Gene Ontology annotation, biological process: L-serine catabolic process; tetrahydrofolate interconversion; folic acid metabolic process. Gene Ontology annotation, cellular component: cytoplasm. The record is from RefSeq and is a predicted model, not a curated record. The transcript has 3 exons.
GAUUCACAUUUUGCUCCCUCCGAUGUUCUGCCAAAUUUUCUCAAGCUUUUUUCCCAUCCCUUCAUAACCUUGCUGGCCUCCCUCUCUUCCUCUUCUUUUCCUACAUCUACUUCUCUUCUUGCCAUUGCUUGCGAGAAUUUCUCUCUUCUCUUCUUCAACUUCACAAUUACGAUCCUUCGUAACACCACACAUCACAAUGGCUGCUACUGGUUCCUACUCCCUCCCCGUCUCCCACAAGGAGAUGUUGGAGAAGUCUCUUAUUGACUCCGACCCUGAGGUCGCCGAGAUCAUGAAGGAUGAGAUCAAGCGCCAGCGCGAGUCCAUCAUUCUCAUUGCCUCCGAGAACGUCACCUCCCGUGCCGUCUUCGAUGCUCUUGGAUCUCCCAUGUCCAACAAGUACUCCGAGGGCCAGCCCGGUGCCAGAUACUACGGUGGCAACGAGCACAUCGACCAGAUCGAGAUCCUCUGCCAGAACCGUGCCCUUAAGGCUUUCAACCUCGACUCCUCCAAGUGGGGUGUCAACGUUCAGUGCCUGUCUGGCUCUCCCGCCAACCUCCAGGUCUACCAGGCCAUCAUGCCCGUUCACGGCCGCCUCAUGGGUCUUGACCUCCCCCACGGUGGUCACUUGUCCCACGGCUACCAGACCCCUGCCAAGAAGAUCUCUGCUGUCUCUACCUACUUCGAGACCAUGCCCUACCGCGUCAACCUCGACACCGGCAUCAUUGACUACGACCAGCUCGAGAAGAACGCCCAGCUCUUCCGCCCCAAGGUCCUCGUCGCCGGUACCUCUGCCUACUGCCGUCUGAUCGACUACGGACGCAUGCGCAAGAUCGCCGACUCCGUCGGUGCCUACCUCGUUGUCGACAUGGCCCACAUCUCCGGUCUCAUUGCCGCCGGCGUCAUCCCCUCCCCCUUCGAGUACGCCGACAUCGUCACCACCACCACCCACAAGUCCCUCCGUGGCCCCCGCGGUGCCAUGAUCUUCUUCCGCAAGGGCGUCCGCUCCGUCAACGCCAAGGGCCAGGAGACCCUCUACGACCUCGAGAACCCCAUCAACUUCUCCGUUUUCCCCGGUCACCAGGGUGGCCCCCACAACCACACCAUCACUGCCCUCGCCGUUGCCCUGAAGCAGGCUGCCAGCCCCGACUUCAAGGCCUACCAGCAGAAGGUCAUUGACAACGCCAAGGCCCUUGAGAACAAGUUCAAGGCCCUCGGCCACAAGCUCGUCGCCGACGGCACCGACUCCCACAUGGUCCUCCUCGACCUCCGCCAGUUCAGCCUGGACGGUGCCCGUGUUGAGGCCGUUCUCGAGCAGAUCAACAUCACCUGCAACAAGAACUCCAUCCCCGGCGACAAGAGCGCUCUUACCCCCUGCGGUCUCCGCAUCGGCACCCCCGCCAUGACCUCCCGUGGAUUCGGAGAGGCCGACUUCGAGCGCGUCGCCAACUACAUUGAUGAGUCCAUCAAGAUCUGCAAGGAGGUCCAGGCUUCCCUGCCCAAGGAGGCCAACAAGCUCAAGGACUUCAAGGCCACCGUUGCUGGCGGCCAGGUUGCCAAGAUCAACGACCUCCGCAAGGAGGUCGCCGAGUGGAGCGGCAGCUUCCCCCUCCCUGUUGAGGGCUGGCGCGUUGACGCUGGCAUCUAAAUCAUGCCAGCGGCUAGUGUGGCGAGAAUUGGCCCACGUAUGCCAGGGAGCAUGACGUGGGAAAAGGAGUAGAUCAAGGGAGGAAUCGAUAUAUACCACUCUGGGCUUUGAUUAUGCCCAGUUCAACAAAAAUGGUUCAGAUAGGGAAUAAGCGUGGGGCGACCCAAAUCGUCAAAGGGGUCCGGGUUCCGCGCAUGACAUUUAACAUGGCUCAUGAACAAAGGGAAAAUGUGCUUCACAGAGCACUGCUGCAUUUUAUAUAGGCGUUGCAAAUAUUUCAAGCGGAAAACCAAAUACCGGGAAGGGUAAAACAAAAAUUCUGGAGGCGGGAGUUGGGGGUGGCGUUCUCAACUGCGGCCAUAUUUUAGGUAGCUGACUGCUUCAACGCGGUCAAUCGCUCAAUGCAAUCAAAACGUUGACAAGCA